This is a messenger RNA of Gigantopelta aegis, 2517 nucleotides long. Its product is annotated as protein MTO1 homolog, mitochondrial-like. The transcript is spliced from 17 exons. Bases 89 to 2089 code for a protein of 666 amino acids. Gene Ontology annotation, molecular function: flavin adenine dinucleotide binding. The record is from RefSeq and is a predicted model, not a curated record. Gene Ontology annotation, biological process: tRNA wobble uridine modification; tRNA methylation. Gene Ontology annotation, cellular component: cytosol. Lineage: Eukaryota; Metazoa; Mollusca; Gastropoda; Neomphalida; Peltospiridae.
UGGGUAUGUUGUUUUUGCUUGUGUUUUGAGUUGAGCGAAGUGUCAAAAUGAUAUACGUUGGUAUCAAAUCAAUUACUGGUUGACAUUCAUGAGAAUGAUUUCUGCAGUGAAGAGAUUGACUCGUGUGUCAGGAGUGUUGAAAAAUGCCCGUCACUGUAGUAACACGAGUGCUGUAUUUGACGUGAUCGUGGUGGGCGGGGGCCAUGCGGGGACGGAGGCAGCGUGUGCUGCGGCGAGGAUGGGAGCCAAGACUCUCUUGGUGACGCACAAGAUUGAUACGAUAGGUGAAAUGUCAUGUAAUCCGUCAUUUGGUGGGAUUGGUAAAGGUCACCUGAUGAAGGAGAUUGAUGCUCUUGAUGGCGUCUGUGCACGUAUCUGUGAUAAAUCUGGAUUGCAAUAUAAAAUUCUCAACAGGAGAAAAGGUCCUGCUGUGUGGGGACCAAGGGCUCAGAUUGACAGGGACCUGUAUAAAGAACACAUGCAGCGAGAAGUACGCAGACUGAGUAAACUGAGGAUAAUGGCGGCCCCCGUAGAGAACCUGCUUCUGCGAGAAUCCAGACAGCCAGACCAUGAGCUCAUGAAGCAAGAGUGUCUCGGUGUCAUUCUCGGUGAUGGAAAAGUGAUGCUGGGGAAAACAGUUGUCUUGACAACAGGCACAUUUUUGCGUGGCUGCAUCAACAUUGGUUUGUCUGUCCGUCCAGCUGGGAGACUUGGUGACCAGGCAGCAGUGGGUUUGGCUAGGACGUUGGAGUUGGCAGGUUUUACAAUGGGGCGACUUAAAACAGGAACACCUCCUCGGUUAGAUGGUCGUACAAUAGAUUAUUCAGAGAUGGACAUUGUGCUUGGAGAUGAUCCACCGCAACCGUUUUCUUUUCUCAACAAUGAGGUGUGGAUCAAGACGGAAGACCAACUCCCAUGUCACAUAACCACCACCACAGAAGCUGCGGAAGCCAUAGUCCUGGAAACUCUGCACCAAAACAAACAUGUGAUGGAGGAAAUCAAUGGGCCAAGAUUUUGUCCAUCAAUAGAAUCUAAAGUCCUACGUUUUAGAGGAAGAAGACAUCAAGUAUGGUUAGAACCAGAAGGAUUAAAGAGUCAUGUGGUGUAUCCCAAUGGUAUAUCGUGUACCCUGCCAGAAGAGCACCAAGUUCGACUAGUGCAGUCUAUCCCGGGCUGUCAACAUGCAGAGCUGGUCCAGCCAGGUUAUGGUGUUGAAUAUGACUACAUAGAUCCUCGACAACUGAAGACAACUCUUGAAACUCACAGAAUUGCCAGCUUGUUCUUUGCUGGUCAGAUUAAUGGAACCACCGGGUAUGAGGAGGCAGCUGCUCAGGGUAUAAUUGCAGGCAUUAAUGCUGUCCUGAAGCUGAGGAAUCAAUCUCCAUUCACACUGGAUCGUACUGAGGCCUAUAUCGGUGUAUUGAUUGAUGAUCUAACCACGCAGGGCACCACCGAGCCGUACCGAAUGUUUACCAGUCGUGCAGAGUUCCGCCUGUCACUUAGACCUGAUAAUGCAGACAUCCGUCUUACUGACAAAGCAUACAAGGUUGGCUGUGUGAGUGAAGAGAGACAUAAGAUGACGACUGCUGCAGUGAGGAAAUUACAAGAUGCCAUGUGUCUUCUUCAGUCCAUCAAGAAGCCUGUGAUGAGAUGGAGGACAGAAUUACAACUGGGAGACAAAAACAGCUACAACUUACAAAGUGCUUUUGAACUGUUAUGUCAUCCGAACAUGACAAUGAAGCGGUUGGCACUUUCUUACCCAGAAAUGUUUGGACAUUUGAGAAACGAUGAACAGCUGAUGACAAGGCUGGAGAUUGAAGCCAAGUAUGCCAGUGAGUUAGAAGUCCAGUUGACUGAGAUUAACGAGGUCAGGAAGGAUGAGCAGCUUACUCUUCCAGACAACCUCGACUACCACAGUCUUCAAAUGUCCACUGAUGCAAAGAAUAAAUUAGCUGAAGUCCGCCCAUCAACGAUAGCUGCUGCAAGUCGAAUUCCUGGUAUCACACCAGCUGCCAUAGUUAUUCUGCUGAGACAUGUUAAAACCAACAUGACAGCCCAGUCCCACAAAGAAGUUGUCACAACCCUCUGAUAUUACUGACACUAAGUGUUUUUGACAGUGCAAUUGAGAAUCAUAUUAUUAUAUGCACCCGAGAGUCCAGAAGCAAGACAAGCAUUUUAUUCUCAGACAAUAGGUCCAAAUCCAACAUUAUGUAACAGUUAUCAGCUGUAUGAGCACUAGCUCCUACAGAACACGGACAGGCUAUAUUUUAUUCAACUAUCCAAAAGCAAGAUACCUCUGUGGGUUCAGUUGGUGUUCAGUGAUAGGCAGUGAUAGACACAGACAGUGACAUUGCUCUUGAAAGAGAAUGUGUGUGAGAUGGCAAAAAACGAGCUAAUUGUUCAGAGUUUCUGUGAUGUCAGUCACUUUGACUCAGUGAAUUUUUAUAUUUAAAAAUACCAUCAUGUUUGAAUGUUUCACUUACGAUAAUUUAUAAAAUAAAAAAAUUCUCAAACAUG